AAUCAAUAUUGCUAUAUUAUUUUUUAUAUGUGCUAUUUAUUUAUAAAGUUUUAUGAAUUUAAAUUAAUUAUAAUAAAUAUAAGAACCAUAGCAUAAAAUAUAAAUAUUUUUGAAAUUAAGUUUGAAGUUUUGAUUUUGGAAAAAAACUAUCUUUAAACCUCAAAUAUGAAGUUUUGCAAAUUUAAAAAUAGAGUGUUGUUUUAGAAAUGCUCUUAGUCUACCGGUUUGACUAAAAAUUUAUUAAUGAUCCUACACUAGAAUGUCUAGGAUUCAAACCCUAAAAAAAGCAAAACUAUGUAUAUCAUGGAAAAAAAAAUUACAAGACAUCUUAGCAUUGUGCAAGGAAUAUUGUUUGGCGUGGAUGUUAAAAGUCGGCUGAAAAUGGUAUAAUCAAACGUGAAUUCUCAUAUGAGAUAUAUUUUUAUAUAUUGUAAUAUCAUAAUUAACUAGAUGCUAAAUGAGUUUUGUUUUUCAGACUUAAUCACAGAUCUUCGAUUUAAAAAAAUAUGAAUGAUUAAAGAUCAAGACUAUAUAAUGAUCAAUGACAACCAUCAUGUGAACAAUUAACGAAAUCACCAUAGUGAAAAUAGUUGUUUUGUACAAAAUGUAAAACAAACAUAUCACUAGACAAUAGCUAUACUAUUGAUUGUAUAUGUACCGCUGAUCUUUUCAAUAGAUUAUUAUCUAUCAAAUAUAGUGUGUAGAACAAAGUGUGACUGAUGUAGUUAUGAAAAUGUUAAGUAUUCCAUCCCCCGUAGUAAUUCAAGCAUACACUAUAUUAACAAUUUAUAUUUUUCGUUAAAGUUUCAAGAGAUUUGUUUCAGUAUAGGUUGUUGGUUAAUGAAUAUGACCUUUUCAGUUGAAAAGGAACAAUACCCAACUCUCAUACAAUCUCACUGUUCUACCAAAUAGCAAUUUGAUUAUAAAAGAUACUGGGAGAUUUUUUGGUUAAAGUAAAAGUUGACGAAUUAUUCGAUUUUCAUAUGAGCUAAAAGUUCUAUGGGAAACGGGAUCUAAAGUCUAAAGAUACGGUCGACUAGAAUUCGCUCAUAUAAAAUUAAAAUUUAGAAAUCGGAUCUCAAAAGUUGCUAGGCUAGAUAUAUAGUAUAGUUGUUUGUAUAGAUCCCAUGAUUUCUCGGAUUCACGAGCAAUAUACAGAACGUGCAAAGAAAUACCAUAUGAACAACCAAACUGUUAGACCAGUUAAAUAACUAUUACUUUGAAAAUGAGAUUGCAUAUCGAAGUUUUAGAAUCUUUUAGGGAGUUGCCUAACCAAACUAACUGAUCCUACAUAAACCCGGUUAAUGAAAAAUUCCGCUCCUUUCUGUUUGAGUAGUUAAAUUUAUAUUGUGGACUAAUGAAAUACAUCAUACAUUAUAAGUCAUGACUAAUCAUGUAUUAUAGCGACCUUUUGCAAGAGAUUUGUAUAAAUUACAAACAUAUUUUAACAGUCACUUAAACGAGUUUUAUACGAUUUCUGAACUUUCUUACGAAUAAUUAAACAGUUCAACGAACUACGCAAUAUACUAAGUUAUUAACUCUAUAUGGAUUGUGAAUAUCACGUUGAAAAUGUUGUUAUUAAUAAUUAUACAUGCAUAUGCAGUAUAUAUCUACACAAGCAACUACAUAUAUCCUAUGAGUGCGUACGGUAACGAGCAUGCUGUGAGAAACAGAGGAUCUUAAAUUGCGCAUCACGAUCUCUGUUAUUGUCGUAAAGUGCUGUUGAAGAGGCAGGAGGGCUAAAGACUCAGAGCUUUUGUAACUCAUGUCUACGUGGCCCCUAAAACCCACUUGCAGAGAUUUCAUUUUCAUUAGGGCAUCAUUAGUUUUGUUUGUACUUUUGCCCUAAUUUCAUGAAAACAUUUAUAAUAAUCUUUUGUUAAAAAUUAAUUAUUUGAUUUCCCGGAAAUUAAUGGGAAGAUAUAUAGGGUUUGGAACAUGCAUGGCCCCUCUACGGUCCGAGCUUUAUAUUCAGUCUGUCAUAUGUUAUUCGCUGUUUACACUUUACCUUACACUGUUUAUAUUUAGUGCAUUUAUUGAAACUUUAAUUAGCUCGACGUACCAUUAGGCUUCCAAUGUUACAAACCGACCUGCCAUGCAUCGCAUUUAAGAAUAACAAAAAUCUCUACAUAUACCAUAUAUCUAUACGUUUUUAUAAUUGUUAAAACCGCACUGCAGUUAAACCGCUUGUCCUACACCACUCAAAUCGCAGUUACUAUUCGGAGCCUUAGUCUCAGUUGGUGUGUAUUGAUUUUCAGUAAUUCAUGACUUGCUUAUCACGCUUUUAAAAUGUAUACAUACACUCUACAAAAUUUUAUCUAUCGCUUCAUAUUCAAUGUUCUGUUUACAUUUACAUCCUGAGAUACAAAAAUAUAACUAGAUCUAAACUAGUAUUAAUUAUAUCCUAAUUUUAAAAUAACAUUUUUUGAAAUAUAACAAAAUAAUAAGAAGUAUAAGUAUUAUAUGAACUCAAACUACCAUAAUUAAACAUAUAUACGUGAUAAAUACAGAGUACAUUUCUGCGUUCGUAUAUCAAGUGGGGUUUUUUCUUAAAAUUAUAUCAAGUGGAGUUUGCUUACUUAUGUUUUAUAAAUAUUUAAGAAAAACACGUUUUACAAAAGAAUCAUCACUAGUUAUAUUUAGAGUUUAACUUGAGUAAUUGGAUGAUAGAGUAAAACAAUUAUCUUAAGCAAAAAAAAAAAAAAAACUUGAGUAAUUCGGAUUAUUUUUUGUUUGUACUGCAUUUACUUUUCUUUGUGAAAUCAUUAAUUAAUUUAAUACGGUAAUUUGUUGUAUGCGUACAACAUGAUUCUAUAGAAUUCAUGAUCGGUCUAGAAUAUAUAGCAGCGAGAAGAGCUAAAAUGAAUGUUUUCAAAAAUAAAAUUAAAAAAGAGUGAAAGAUAGAGAUACAUAGAAAGAGAGAGUGGCGGAAGGAAUUUCACUGUCGAAUAAAGAGCACGCUCUUCGAUAACGUAAAUGCAAUAUAAACAAUAAAUGAAGUGAAUUCAUGAGAGUUAGUUCAGGAUCAUCAUCAUCAUAUAUCUCUAUUCAAACACACACCCCGUACUACAUAUGGAAGAAUCAAUGAUGAUAUGCUUUUACAUGCAUAUAUAUGCUUAGACAUGGUUUAAAAGAUGGAAUAUUACAUCAUAUAAACAAGUAUGUCUCUAGUUAUAAGCUUCUUGUUUUGGAUAGGGAAGUACCUUUCACCCACAACUGCACCAAUUACAUUGGUGGUUGAGACUAUUUAUUAUCGCUCUCUCAAUGUCUCUCUACCGCUUUAUUGAUUAUACGGACUCAGAAAUGUUCAUAGAAUAUUCAACCCACAUGACGUUCCAUACACCUCGUGAUGUAUAGUGGUACAUAAUUCACAUAAAGUAGAACUGUGUUUCCUAUCAAUUUAACCUAUUUGUUUUCUGAACGAAUUCUACAUAAUUGCUCUUGAACUAAUUCUGCAAAAUUGCGUAACAAAAGAAAUCUCCUUUUAAUAGGAUAUAUAUAUAUGCAUAUAUAUGUACCACUAACACUAGUGACUUUCUACAUCUAGUAUCCACGAGUAAGACUAGUAUUUAACACUGGCUAAGCAAAAGUUUUAGUAAUCUUUUUUGGUGUUAUAACACGAAAGACAGAAUUUAUUUAGGAAAGGGGACAAGGGGUUAUAAGUUAUAACUAACAUGGGGACAAGGGGUUAUAAGUUAUAACUAACAUUAUUAUAUGUAAAUAUUUUAGCAAAAAAAAAACAUUAUUAUAUGCAUGUACAUUUUUUUCCAGGAAGGAAUAGUAUAAAAGAAUGAGUUUUUAAAAAAAAAAGGAUAAAAGAAGAGCGAAAGAAAAUCAUAGUGUUAGUAAUUUCCUAGAAAGUUAGAGAAGUGUAAUCAUUGCCUUCGACUGAGUUAAAGAUGAAAAAAAGUGAGGAGAGAGAUUUUAUUUUUACUUCACUUAUGAUUAUUUUGAUUGAUAGGGUUUUCUGAAUAAAGAAAAAUUAAUAAAAUAGCUCCGGAUUCAUAUUUUUUAGAAACCUGUGGACUUCAUUAUCAAUGAUAUUGCCUUUUUAUAAAAAGGUAUGUACUUAAAAACUCAAAACCUCACAAAGAGAAAAAAGAGUUGAGGAGGAUGUUAUCCGAUACUAUAAUUUAAUGGAAAUGAAUAUUUCCUCCGUUUUAUUAAGUUUGAUGUUUUAAAAAAAAAUUAUAAAGAUAGAUUUUUUUAUUUUUUCUAUGAAAAAUUGUGAUCUUAAAAAAAAUUUAUUUAUUUUAUUGAUUAUUAUUGGUUACAAAUUAUUAAAAUAAAAUAAAAAUUACAAAAAACGAUACAUUUGUUAUAGUGAUUUAAUGUGUUUUCUUAAUAUAUAUAAAAACACUAAAAAAUCUAUAUUUGUGAAAAGGAGGUAGUAUAUUUUAAAACUAGAAUUGAAUGUGUUUUAAAAUUAGAAAAAAUUAGCGUUAUUGAAUGAUGUGUUUAUUAGGUAGAAUUUGAAACACACUAAAACUCAUGUUAUUCAAUUUCUAUUGAAUUUUAUUUAUGGUAAAUUCUAAUGGAUUUAAUGUAUUUUUAAUUAAAAUGAAAGCAAACAAAUUUGUUUUUUUUUUGUUCAUAUUUUGUUCAGGAAACGUUACCAAAAUCAACAAGUUUAUUUUUUCCAAACAAAAUCAAUAACAUACUAUAAAAUUCAGGGGUCGUUAUUUGGAAUGAUAAAUGGUCAAGAUCACUUCAACAGAAGACAGAUCAAUACUUUGUGAUGGGAUAAUAUCAAAAGGUCUUUUGUAUGUUGUGUGCACAUACACACCCAAACAGAUCCCUUUUAUCCAAAUCAACAACAGCACAUCAAAAGCUGCUCAUUUUGAUUCCCUUUUCUUACGGGUAAUCAUUUUCUCAUCCUCUCUUCUCUCUCCCCUAUCAAUCCCAACACAUAAUACUAAUAAUAAUUUUUAACUAAAAGCAGAAUAAAGAUCCAGAAAUUUAAAUUAAAAAACUUGUCCAACUAUUCGAAAACUAUAAAAUAUAAUUAAUUACAUGAUUUAAAAUAAACUAAAAUUAUAUUUAAAUAAUUACUAUAAAAUAUUGCCAUGUUAUGAUAUUGAUUUUGAGAGUUUUUAUAAUAAAUGCUAGUACGUUUACAUUAACUUUUUUUUUGUCGGCCCUAUAUACUUAUAUCAUCGAUUUUUAGUAAAACUGUAGGAUACAUAAAAUUUUAGAAAGUAAACUGGUAUGAUGAUGAUGUUUAAAAAGAAGGAAUAGGGAUUUGAGAGUAGAGAAGAUCACUCCAUAGCUCAUAUAUAACACAUCGGCGCUUUUCAAUUGAUAUAAAGUGACAUACUCGAUAGAGGCCAAAACUUUUUUCUUCCCUCUUUCUAUUGAUUUUAACAAAGAGAUCCUUAGAUCCAUAAACCCACGUGUUAUUUCAUUAUGUCGCUCUCUGUUUUCUUCAUUUCAACUGUGCAACUUGUAUUUCUUUUAUUACAGUGUGCAACUUAUUUUUUUGAUUAUCGACCCCUUAUUUGAAAGAAUGUUAAAUUAAUUCAAUCAAAAAUACUUUUUAGAACAAGUGUUGCGAUUCUUAGAAGAAAUCAAAACCAAACUAGAUUUACAUCACAUUAGAAUUUUAACGGAAAGAGAACCAUGUUUCUGUGACCUUUUGAUAAGCUGGUGACUCUCGAUGGUUCAUGCUGGUGAUGCGUUUUUGAACGUACUUAUCUAUGAUUCUUAUAAGAACCGAGGCUGAGUUAGGCGUCUCACCAAAUCUUCUUCCAUUACGUUCCUUCAAUACAACAUAUAAUGUCGUCUAAAAUCGUAAGAGAACUAGUUCGAUCUUUUGUCUAGAUUUUCGGUGAGGAGAGGAAUGAUCUCUUCCCAUACAUGAGUGUAAGCCGUGGAUAAUUAUAAGUUAUUUCACCGAAAACCGGAACAAAAGAUCUUAAGCCCAUACCACCCAUUUUUAUAAGUUAUUUCGUUUUAUAUUAUAAAUAAUUUUAGCAAAAAAAUUGUUUUAUAAUAUAAUUAGUUUUAACAUUUCAAUGCAAUUUUUAUAUAUUGAAUAGUAUAUGACCAAUUAAGUUAUAUAUUUUUUUAUAAUUGGUUGAAAUCAUAUAUUAAAUAAUGUUUUUAAUAAGUAAUCACUAUAGAUAAUUACUCCUUCUGUUCCUUAAUAUUACAUAUUAUAGAAAAAAAAUUUGUUUUAAAAAGAUUCAUUUUUUACAUUUUCAAGACAUAUUUUAUUAACUUAUUGCAAAUUUCAAAAAAUUUAAGUGCACUUACUGAAUUGUUAUUGGUUUAAAAUUAUGAAACAAAGAUAAACACAAAAAAUAUGUAAAUUUAAUGUGUUUUAAUAAAAUGUGAAACAUUAAGAAACAUAAGGAGUAUAUUUUUAACUAAAAUUAUCUACAUCUGCGGCUUAAAACAAAAGAGAUUUAAAACAGAGGAAGUAUCUUUUUGAACACGCUCAUAGGUUAUAUUCUAGUAUAUAAUAAAGUAUUUUUUUGCAUGAACAUGAAUUUUUCAAAAUAAUUAAAGGGAACUGAAAUUUCGGGUUUGUAGCAUAUUUGAUCAGGGACGGACGGAGGAGAGGAGUGGGUGUGGCACUUGUCCUACACUCUUUUUUUUUCUUUUCUUAAUAGUAAAUAAAACUUAUUUUUUUUUAACUUGGUUUAAGUUAAAUUAAUAAAAAAAUAAGAAAAGUGCUCCACCCAAUUAAAACAAAAGAUUGCUCCACUCAAUCAAAACAAAACAAAAAUGUUUUAGUCCAAUUACAAAUAAAAUUUAUAUGCUCCAGCCCAUAUAAUUAACCUAAUAUUUUUUAGUUGAAGUUGAAUGUUACGAGUCCUAUGUCUAUUUUCUUUUGUAAAAAAAAAUAUUUCUAUUAAAUAGCACAAACCUUUGUACUGGAAUAUGGUAUUGACAUUAAUUAUAGUUAUUAAUUUAACAAUUGAACAUUGUUGAAUCCAUUAAAAUUACUUCUUUAGAUUCUCUUCUAAGUAAUAUUAUCUAUCAUUUCUAAUAGUUUACCAUAUAUUUAAUUUUAGCUAAAUUAUUCACUUACUUUUCACUGUUUACCGUAUUUGAAAUACUAUUAUAGUUAUUUUUAUUAAGUGUUUAUGGAACAAUAUUUUAAGAAACAAUGUCAAUCUACAUUGAAAACCAAUGUCAAUAGUAUAAUAUAAGUUUCUUAAUUAUAUAUAUUUUUUAUGUUUUUGGUUUGUUCUAUACUUUUAGUUUAUUUUGAGCUUUUAUAUAUAUGACUAUGUUAUAUUUUGAAAAAAAUUAUUAUAUUGGAUAUAAUAAAUAUAAUUAUGUGCCCCAGUCUAAAUAAAUUUCUGGAUCCGCCCCUGUAUUUGAUAUGUGUUUUGUGCUUAUAUUAUAAAAGUUUCAAUCCAGUAAAUGAUAUUCACAAAAACAUAUAAAGAUGAGAAUUAUUACUUGGUCUUUUAUCAAAAAAAAUGAUUACUUGUUCAAAUCAAUUAUCGACUACAUGCCUAUGCUACAUGCUGCCUUGGUUAUAACGAAAUUCUUUUGUUACGUCAGUUGGAAAUGACAAGGAAGAAGAAAAAACAAUAUAUAGAAUAACGAAAAUUGGUUAUAAUUAAAGAAGUAUAGUGUAUUUAAAAAAAUAUACAUAAAACCUUGACGUCAACAUAAAUAAAAAUUGCUUGGAAACAUGAAUAGCAGUUUAAAAAAAAAAAUAGUAUAUUUUUAAUAAUUUCAUUAAUAUAAUUACAUUAAUUUUUUUUUCAAUAUUUCAUUCAGUUUAACAGUUUCAUUAAUUAUAUUACAUUAACAAUACAUCACAUCAUUAAUUAUAUUACCAUAAUAAUAAUACAAAUUUUAUUUAUUAGUUAAUCAAUAUUUACUUUGUGCUAAUUAUAUUACCAUAAUAAUUAAUUGUUAUGGUAAUUAUAAUAGUGCAAAAAAGUUUUUAUGUGUGGAUUUUGAAUUGGGUCUUUCUGGGUCUGGAUGAGCUCGGUUCUGAUGUAUAAGAACCUAAAAAUAUCUAAAUAACAAAUGUAUGUAAAAUGAGUUCUGAUAUUUGUACCAAAAAUUAUCAUAUUACCCCAUUCGUCUAGAUCUUUUGAAUACAAUUAAAUAUAUUACGACUCAUCUAAAAAAUAUAACAUUAUUUAUAAAAAAAAUCAAUAUAUAAAAAUGCAAAAAUCAAUACCACGCGAGUGCGCAUAUCAAUCUCUACUCAAUUUUAACUUUAGAGUUCAGAUUUGUACUCCUUAAGAGCCGUGCUCAAGUGGUAAAUCAAAAGGGUAUUCUCUUAGGACAUCUUAAUUUCACUCAAACUUUUAUUCCAAAAUAGAGUAAAAUAAAAUAUAAAGUAAAAAAUACUCUAACCAUACUCUAUUUAUCACUCUAUAAAAAAGUCUGGUUUACUCUAUAAAUAGAAUAAUCUACUUUUUAUGUGUUCAUUACUUCAUUAGUGAAUGAAAAAUAGAAUAAAGUUAAAAUAUUUUUAUUCUAUUUCUCUAUUUUGGAAAAAAACUGAGUUUUAGUUUGGAGUUGCUCUUACAUGUUAUUUCAGAUUACUAUUGUCAUAUAGUUAAAACUGUUCUAUAUUUUGUAUUCUAGUUUUAUUUUCGUAAUAGUUCCUAUGAAAUUACAUUAGAGUUCAAAUGUGAAAUACUCGUUCAUUUUUUUUAACAUCUGCUUUUGUUUUUAGAUUCUUUUAUUAUACAUUCAUUAUUAGGGAUAUAUUAGGGUUUAAUCUAACAAGAUUAACACUAACCAUGUAUCAAAAUCUUUAAUCAUAACCUUGAUUUUUGAGACAUGAUUAAAAGAAGACUGAAUAAAAUUAGCCUAUGAGAUUUAUAGGCUUAAGUUUUUGGUCAGUUGAUUUUGCUUUACGCCAUUUUAUACAGUAUCUAACUAUAUAUUAAAAUUUAAAAUUUGUUCGAUUAUGCAAAAUUGAGUUUUCUCUUGAAAUCUGAAAUAUUAAGGUUUAACACCAAGAGUGCAAAACCUAUUUUUGCGAGAACUACAAAACUCUACUUUUCGGUAAAAUCGCAAAAUCGAAUUUUCCACCAAAUUUGUAAAAUAUUUCUUUUCUGCAAAAACAAAUUUUUUUCACAAAAAUCCAAAAUCAAGUUUUCAUAUCAAAACCGCAAAAUCAAAUUUUUACCAAAACAUGUUUACCCACCAAAAACCCUCCCAAAACAAAUUUUCUCGUUAGGACCCACUAAAUUGAGUUUUUUAGGCAAAACUGCAAAAUCAAAAUUUCCUACCAAAAUGAGUUUUUCCCCAAAUGGAAUUUGUCGUUGAAGUUACAAGAAAUGGAGGGAUUUGCUCGCGGGACUACUAGUUGGAGAGACGACGAGACAGAGGAAAGUAUUGAGGAGGAGAUGUGUCGUGUGAAGAGAGAGUUCAAGUCGCUUAAAAGCUAUGUAAGUACUUUUACUAACGUCAGAGAAACAACCAUCCAAGAGCUCUUUGAGCGGUCAGGUUGGUGACACAGCUAGAAGGAGAGAAGGCGCAAAAGAAGGUUGAAGUUCAGAAACUGAUGGAAGAGAAUGUGAAAUUGACGGCAGUUUCUGACAAGAAAGAAGCGCAGCUUCUUGCUCUCAUUGAAAAAUGCUAAGUUAUGGCUUUAAGUGCAUCAAACAUCUGAUCUUGCAUCUAUCUUCGCCGCAUUGUUUUUGGCUCAUCUCUCAUUGUCAUUUUUUAUAUUUUUGAAAGAAUGCUUCAGAUUGUUGCAAAGCUUCUUACUCGAUUGUUUAUUUUUCUGACAAAACAUUUUUGUAACUUUUCUCCGUAAAUAUACUAUGGCUUAUAGAGCCUGUCAAAUUUAUUAUGGCUUAUAGAUUGCUUUUCUUCACGGAAAGACAGCUAAAGAGUGCGUAUUUUAUAUAUUUUCUAUCUCCCUGAGUUACCUUAUAUUUGCAAUCUUUGUAGAGGUUUGAAAUUUAUUUGAUUGUUUUCUUUUUCUCAUCAACUAGAUACUGAACUCAUAACUGGACUGUCUAUGUAGGUUGAGCUAUAAAUGAGGAUCUUGGUGUGUUUAUAAAAUUAUAAGUAAGGUCUUCUUCCACUUGCAUACCCCUACUAGAGUGGUUGAUUCACCUCCUUUUGCAUUGUCUGAGUGUGGUUGGGGAGAAUUAUAGAAUCAAUAUAACCAUCUUCUUCCAUGCCUAUGUUUAAAGGAGUUGAAGUUGUGAGUACCUCUUUGUGAUUGUGAACCUCACUCGAGUAAGUUGUGUAUAUACAUCUUCUAUGAUCUUUUGAACUUCUCCAAGGUCUUACAUGUUAAAGCUUAACACGCAGAUUUUACAGUGGUCCUCAGUCUCUCAACAAUCACAUAUUUGUCAUGGCUGAGUAUUACAGCGAGAUUGUCUUCCCUGACCCUUUUGAGAGUUUCUUCACCUACGUGUGUUAUUACCUUGCUGUUCACAUCUCCAACCUCCCAUUAGGUGCAUUCUUGUUAUGGUGUCUACUGUCUAGUGAAGCAAUCGUUAUUGCUUAGUCAUGAUAAUUAUCUUCACUCGCUAAUAGAACAACAAGGAUAAUUCGGUUUGCGUUUGGUUUUUAAAGUUCUCAGACGCAGAUGAGCUAAAAAGACAGUUGAUCAUGGUAGAUAGGCAACCUGAAGAGUUUUAGUUUUCCUCUGGCUAUGAAUGUUAACAACAGAGAGAAGUUCGCUAGGAAUGUUUUGUAAGAUACACUUCAUAUGCGUCAAUGGGGGAGAUAUCUUAAUAUCUGGACACGUUUUCUAACGCUAUGGUUGAAUGUGACAGUAAAAAUGCAUAUGCAUUAGCUCAUCUUAUUUGCGACUGCCUCAAAUCUUCCCUUGUCAUACGUUAUUACAUUGGCUGCAAACUUUAUGUUAGAAGUUUUCUUGUCAAACAUAAGCAUCACAGGUUUGUGAAGGUGUGAAAAAACAGAACGUAAACUGAUUUUUUUUUUUAAUUUGUGUGGGAAGUUGCAGGGUCAAAUGCUUUGUUAAGAUGCAUGAUGCUCACUGACUAAGUAUUCUAGUGGUAAAGCUCUGUAUCUUUCAUGCCUUCUCUGUAUAGUAGAGGAGGCAAUGGAGGAAGCAAGCAAGGAGGGAUGCGUUCUUCCUAAAACAUGACCUCAAAAACAAGUAUUUUCUCCUUCUCUUCUAUAUGUAAGUCAUCUUCUUAUCGUCGACAAAAAAAGUCAUCUUCUUAUCCUGUAUUGUCAUUUUCAUUCAAUAGGACAUGUCCGGAUGCGUCGGUUUAGGCAUUUGUAGAUUUUUUAGUUUAUUUUCUAUGUUAGAAGAAGCACCACAUUCACUUCUCAUGGGUAGGGACUUGUGACAAGGACAUUUAUCGGGCUCUUAGUGAAGCUCAAUAUUUCAAAAUAGUCACAUGUGACUUGUAAAGACAAAGAUGUUGAAAUCCUUGUUGUUCUUUGUGGCCAUAGAACAUGGGAAAUUAACUUCCCCACUUUAGGUUAUCCAAAGAAGAGAACAGAAAAAAUAUUCAAAUUGGUGGCUCAUAUUGGAUGGUGAGGAAUAUAUGUCUGCUUAUGUGUUAUGGCACUCUUUGCUUAGUUGGUGUUGCUGGUGGUGUUUUAGGUUUUUGGAUAGUAGCCACAUGGGUGAGUCCUAUGGUUCCAAGACAAUGGACCCUCACACUUAAGCCUCUUCUUAUUUCUCUUGGCUCUGCUUUUUCUAAUACGUUGUCUUCUUCUUGCUUCCUUUUUCAUUACCAUUUUUUAGUUAAUUUAUUUUGCAGAGAUACAUGUCGAACAUCACAUGUCUUACUUUCCCCUCUUUUUGUUGGUGGGUCUAUGAGUUUACUAACUUUUCAAAGAUUCUUCUAAGUUAUAACAGUGUUUAGUUGCAGAAAUUUAAACUGAUAUAUAAACCAUGUUACUUUCAAGUUGGAAGUCAGGAUAAUAUAAUAGUGACCAAAUACAAUGUUUAAUGAGAAAAUGAAACAUGUCAUUGACCAGUGACACAAUAAUCGGACUAACAGGUUUUGUAUCCAUUAUGUUCUCAAGAGUUAUCCUACACCAUAACUUUCAUGAUUCAUUUAAUGUACAUAGGUUCUUAUAUUAGAAUGUUAAGCUGGUAGAAUUAAUAAAAACAAUUUGUCUAUGAGGAGAUUGCUUCAUAUUCUUACAUAUAUACUGUAAAAUUCAUUAUUUCCAAUAUAGAUUUUAUUAUUCAAAAUUUUUAACAUUUUACAAAGUCGGAUACAUGUAGUUUGAAUAAUAUUUUUAAUCAUUUAGAGGUUAUAAAUUUAUAUGUGUUAUUUUUGUUUAAAAGAUUAGGUUCAAAACCAGUGUUUUAUUAAAUUAUACUUUGGACCAAUUCUGCAUAUAUAUAUAUAUAUAUGUAUGUAUGUAACACUAAUGUUAUAUCUUAUCUAAGCUCUGAUGUGAAAGUUUUAACGAUUAGUUUUUCUGUAAUGAUAAUGUUUUAAUAUGAAUCAAUAAGUGGGAAAAGAAAAUCAGAAGAAGGUGUUGGGAUUUCGGUUGAUGUCAAGGAAGAAUGAAUUGAUAAUGUCUCCGAGUUAUAACCACAACAAAUGCCCCCGACUGUAAUCAGCCAAGUGUCAUUGUUCCACCAUUAUCUGUCCACCCUUUGAUUCUACACCACCCAUCCUUUUGACUUCUUAUUUUAUUUUGUUUAUUCUUUUGUUGUUUUUGUUUGUUUCCUUCUGAGGAUUUAUCUACUUUCUAUAUUGUUUUUGUACUUUAAUACCUGACUAUAAAGUGAGAAUUCUAGCUAGUAACUACAUAUUGAUCAACAUCAUCAUGAAAAUAUGAUCUUUUAAUGGACAAGAAUAACGAACAAAUCUGGGUUUAAUUAGUAAGUAGUAGGAGUAUCUUCUGUUUAAUUACAUUCUUGACAUGUUCAUCGCAUAUGUAUAUAGUAAAUUUACAUUUGAAAAACAUAAAUGCUGUCAAUGGUAAAAAAAACCUUCGACGCAUAUAUAGAAUAUUUAAGAAAUUGUAGACUAAAACUCAUGCUAAUCAUCACAAUCUGUGGAAUCAUUUUAUUUUUUGGAACGCUAUUCUAUAGUUUUAUUCUUCAUAUGUUAAUAAAAAUUUAUAGGAUUAGCAGAAGGAAUUUGAUUUUGAUGUUCGUUAUAGAUUAACAUACGUAAUUCGUUUUAACAUAAAUAGUGAAAAGAUACUAUAGAUUGAGGAUGAAAACUAAGAUUUGAUGAUUUGAUCAUACUAAAAAGUAAGAGAAAACAAAGGGGAGAUGAAUAAGUUGUUUUCGGUUAAGAAAAUGAUUAAGAGUAUCUCUAACUCUAUUCUAUUUUUUCACUCUAAAAUAGAGUUUUAGAUAUAAAAAUGUAUUAGUGAUUUUUUUUAAUUUAUAAUAGAGUGAAAAAUAGGUUUACUCCAAAUAUAGAAAUUUUUUUUUUGUUCAUCGCUCUAUUUUUUAUUCUAAAAUAAAGUAUUAUUAAAGCAAACUUAAACUCUAUUAUAAAAUUAAUCUAUUUUAGAAUGAAAAAUAUAGUAAACCAUCGGACAUGGUCUAAGGACCUGGAAGAAGUACGUUUAAAAUGCUGUUGGAAAUGAUCUUAAUGCAAUGCAUCAACUUCGAGGAUAGAUUUCAUAAUAAAACAAAAUAUUAGGUUCGUGUCUAAAGCAUCGUUCUAAUUCUCACAUGGGACAUAAAUCCUUUACGCUUACCAUGCAUCUUGCAUAUGUAUUGUCCAGAAAAUAGUAUAAAUUGAUUAACAAAUGAUUGACAUCACAAGAGUAUUCAGAAUACGCAUAGAUUUGCGUAACUAUAAACAAUACUAAUGUUCAAAAAAAAAAACUAUAAACAAUACUAUUUGUUAUUUGAUAUAAACCCAAGUGACCUACAUAAAUCCCUUGAUUUUUUAAUAAAACAAAAUACAAAUUGAGGGUUUAGGUGAUUUUAAGGUCAAACAGUUGUGUAAUUCAGUCACUUCUUCAUAUAUGUCUUGAACAAAAUUCAAUAUAAUGUACAUAUAUUAUUCAGCAUUUUUGCAAGUUUUUCUUUGUAAUUUUUUUUCUCGUUUGGUUUCACGAUUUUUUUAAAAUUAUUUACUUCAUUUCAAAAACAUAUUAGGUUCUGUCAAAAAAAAUUAUAGAGGAUUUAUAAAUAGUGACUGUAGACAAAUGGAAAAUGACUAAACAACACAAAAAAUGGUACACACAACUUCUAAUGAUUAAAUGAAUAAAACGAUCCGCAAAAACUAAGAAAGUAACCAAAUAAACCAUACAAGUUAACCUUUUACACUCGAUUUCACCACAAGAUUAUAGGUUUUAUGUGGUGGUGUUUACCUUUGAAAAACUAGGGUCUACCUGCGCAAAUGUAUUGUUAUAUAUAUUUUAUAUUAAAUGGUAACGUCAAAAAUUAUAGUUUUGUCUUGGAUCUAGUAGAAGACAUUGUAAGAAAGAAAAUAACAUGUUCCUCUCUAUCUUUUUAUUGAGAGAAAUGGGCGUUUAUGUAUGUUUCAAUAAUGGCCAUUUGUAACAAAAAACAACUUUAAAAAGUCGCUGCAAAAUGCACGUUGUACGUAUGAGAAACAAAGACAAAGGUUUUACCAAAAAAAUUUUUGUCGAGGAAUCCUUAUAUAUGUAUCGCCGAAAGUACGUCCUUUGGCUACAACAAAGACUCUAAUUUCGUCCGUAAUUAUGAACAUGCAUAUCUAUAAAGAUAUAUAACAAGCCAUGGUCUCAUUUAUAUGAUGUAUACGAUAUUAGAGUAAGAGAAACAAAAUAGACAUUUGUUUGUAACAUUGUGUCUAAGUAUGUAAAGGCAAAUGGGAGACAUUGUAGGGCAAUGUUAUAGUCCCUACCCAAACUUUUUCUGGACAUACUCUUUCAAAAUUUUAAUUACAUCCCUCUCUCGUCCUUGUUGGCUCUGUCUUCAAGAGUCUAUUUGUCCUUGCCUACUACAUCCCACAUGAUUUUGCUUUCACAAGAACAGGAAAUCUUGAUGUCCUAAUUUGAAUCCAAACAGGACAUUUGGCUUUUAUAUGAUCCCAAUAAAUAGGGCUAUGAUCGAUCCAGAAAUCUAGAUUUACGGGAUAAACAUGAAUGCUUUCGUUUACGUAUCAGUGAAACUUGAACUUGGAUCCGUGUAUAUGCUUAUAAUGAUCACAUGGCUAAUAUAGAUAUCAUCAUUAGUUAUUAAAUUUAUAAAUUUUAUACGAAAUAUACGCGUUUUGACGUGUGUUUUCAUUGAUUCUAUCCGCAUACAUGUGUUUUCGUAUCCGAAUUUAAAUCACUGCAUGCAUGUGUUCCUAACUGUUUAGUAGUUUUUGUGUAAAAUAUUAUAUACAUAUUGUAUAACUUUCUACUUCUUUUUUACGUCGAGUUAUGCAUAUUAAAUAGUCCCUAUAGUUUUUAAGAUAUAUUAUUAAUAACAAUUAAAAUUAUGAUCUAUCAGCUAGUAAAUUAACAAAUAAGAAAAGAAUAUUAUUGUGCAUUCAUACUAAUGCAUAUCUCUAUAUAUACAUGUAAAUGUUUGAACAUACAUUUAAUAAUACCUAUAAUAUAUUCACUGCUUUGGUCAACGUCAGAAGUAAUCAUAGCCAAUUAAUCGUUAUCUAUAUUGUUAUACUCAACUAAUUAUAAAAGCCUACUAUGUCUUUGUACAUAUUAAUAUUUAUUAUUUUUCCAUAUCAAUUUAUUAACAUUCCAAACUGUCCAUACUCCAUAUAUUAUAAAUACUUCUCCAUGUACCUCUAACGUCCAUAACAUUUCUUCAAACAAAACCCAAGUUUCAGAGAAAAAGGAAAAGAUUAAAAAUUAAAAAAUGACAAUAAAGAGGUCAUCUCAAGCAACAUCGAUCAAGCAAAUCUUAAAGAGAUGCUCGAGUCUAGGGAAGAAGAAGAACGUCAACGGUUGCUAUUACAAUCAAGAAGAUGAUAGUUUUCCACAAGACGUGCCAAAAGGUCAUUUUCCGGUUUAUGUUGGACCGAACCGAAGUCGCUACAUCGUUCCCAUCUCGUGGCUCGAAUACUCCGAGUUUCAAACGUUGCUCCGACUAGCCGAGGAAGAGUUUGGUUUUGACCAUAAUAUGGGUCUUAUCAUACCCUGUGAUGAAGGGUUCUUCAGGUCUCUGAUCUCCAUGUUCAGAUAAAGUUCGAUCUAAAAUAUCCAAGAAAGCUGACUAAUAGCUAAGUGAUGGCCAGAAGAAGAUCCGUGUUAGCAAGGCAUCAAUCCGCGGGUUGGGUUUUUUUUGUUCUUUUUUUUUCUUUCGAAGACGAAUAUUUGUAAUAGUUGGAGUCUUUUUUUCCCUCAAGUCGGCGUGAAAGGUUAGCCGGUGAUUUUGAGAGGAGUAGCUAGUUAACUUCUAUAAAUAUGUUGUGAUCAAUUAAAAAAAUCUACAUGUUCUUUUUUUUUUUGUCAACACAUGUUCUUUAAUCCACAAUAUAUAAAUGUUCCAAAAUCAAUAAUUCA
Brassica rapa (field mustard) is the source of this 16353-nucleotide messenger RNA. Its product is annotated as protein SMALL AUXIN UP-REGULATED RNA 10. Gene Ontology annotation, biological process: response to auxin. The record is from RefSeq and is a predicted model, not a curated record. Lineage: Eukaryota; Viridiplantae; Streptophyta; Magnoliopsida; Brassicales; Brassicaceae.